Molecule: messenger RNA, 1249 nt
Organism: Gasterosteus aculeatus aculeatus (three-spined stickleback)
Lineage: Eukaryota; Metazoa; Chordata; Actinopteri; Perciformes; Gasterosteidae
Product: monoacylglycerol lipase abhd6-A
Biological process (GO): acylglycerol catabolic process
Cellular component (GO): membrane; AMPA glutamate receptor complex
Molecular function (GO): monoacylglycerol lipase activity
Source: RefSeq, a predicted model, not a curated record
AUGGAGCACAGAUUGCAGAGACACACAGGAAGAGGAGUCCGACAGGGCCCGUGCAGAGAUGGAGCUGAUAGUGCUGUCAGGGGGUAUUUUGGUUCUUCCGGUCUUCGUCUUCAUCGCCUCCUUUCUGUUCUGGCCUGGAUCUCUCCUUAAGGCCUACAACUGGUUCUGGCGUCAGAGGCUCGGGCUGCUGGUCCGCUACUCGCACUGCGGAAACUACCGCUUCUGUUACAGCAGCCGCGGGACGCCGCGGGACGCCACGCCGACGCUGCUGCUGCUGCACGGCUUCUCCGCCUCCAAGGACAUGUGGCUGCCCGUCGUCAAUCACCUCCCCAGAGACCUGCACGUGGUGUGUGUGGACAUGCCGGGACACGAGGGGACGAGUCGCACCGGCGCCGAGGACUACAGCAUUCAGGGUCAGGUGACCCGUGUCCACCAGUUCGUGCAGAGCAUCGGUCUGGACAAAAGACCCUUCCACCUGGUGGGCACGUCGAUGGGCGGGAACGUGGCUGGCGUCUACGCCGCCCGCUACCCGGCUCAGCUCUCCGGCGUCACCCUGAUGUGUCCGGCAGGUCUCGUUUAUCCGACGGAAACAGAGUUCAUCCGGCGUCUGAGGGAGCUGGAGAACACUCCGCAGGUGGAGUCCAUCCCUCUGAUCCCCUCCACUCCUCAGGAGCUGGAUGACAUGUUGAAGCUCUGCUGCUACACCCCCCCCAAACUCCACCGACAGGUCAUGCAGGGUCUCCUCGACAACAGGAUCCCUAACAAUGAAUUCUACAAAGAAGUGUUCAUGGAGCUCGUCGGUGAAAAGUCUCGUCACCUGCUGCAGGACAACCUGCAUCUGAUCACAUCGCCCGUGCAGGUCGUCUGGGGGACGGAGGAUCAGGUGUUGGACGUCUCGGGGGCGGCGGUGCUGGAGGCGCGGCUGCCAAACUGCCAGGUGACGCUGCUGGAAAAGUGUGGCCACUCCGUGUCGUUGGAGCGGCCCAGGAAAACCGCCAACCUGAUCAUGGACUUCAUGUCUGCGCAGGAAGUCGGCUGUGAAAACUCCAAGAAACUUUCCUGAAGGAAGAAAACGUACAACCGUGUUAUUUGUGAUGAUGAUGCUGUUUUAUAGUUGGAUAAAAAUGUUUUUAACAUCUGUGAACAUCAGAUGAAUGCCCAAAAGCGGGACGGACAGUCGAUUACACCUGAAAUCUUUGGACAUGGCAGCAAGAAAGGAGGCUGUAGUUCAGUAUGUUGAAUGAAAAAC